Messenger RNA from Dreissena polymorpha, 674 nucleotides. Its product is annotated as cytochrome c-like. Gene Ontology annotation, biological process: mitochondrial electron transport, cytochrome c to oxygen; mitochondrial electron transport, ubiquinol to cytochrome c. Lineage: Eukaryota; Metazoa; Mollusca; Bivalvia; Myida; Dreissenidae. Bases 114 to 449 code for a protein of 111 amino acids. The record is from RefSeq and is a predicted model, not a curated record. The transcript is spliced from 3 exons. Gene Ontology annotation, cellular component: mitochondrial intermembrane space. Gene Ontology annotation, molecular function: electron transfer activity; heme binding.
GAACAGUUAAAUUUCCCAUCCCCCAACAUGGACCGUCCCUUGAUGUUUCCUGUGACGUAAGCUGACCUUCAUCACGCCUGUUCAGAAAACGGUCGUUGGUACCAUCAGAAGAAAUGGCAGAUAUUCCAGUUGGUGAUCCUGAGAAAGGCAAGAAGACAUUUAUCCAGAAAUGUGCCCAAUGUCAUGUUUUGGCAGCUGGGGCAGCCCAUAAAACUGGACCGAACUUGAAUGGUAUUUUUGGCAGAAAAACCGGACAGGCCCCCGGCUUCAACUACACUCAAGCAAACAUUCAAAAAGGUAUUAUCUGGGACAGAGAGAACUUGUUUACAUACCUCGAGAAUCCCAAGAAAUUCAUCCCAGGGACAAAGAUGGUGUUUGCUGGUAUCAAGAAAAAGAACGAGCGUGCUGAUCUGAUUGCAUAUCUGGAGCAGGAAACCACGAAACAAUAAUUUUAAUUCAUGUUAGACCAAUUAUUUAACAUGUACAUUUUUGCCUUUUUCUUUGAAAUUUUGUUAUCAAAUUGACAAGUGAUGUUUGGGAGAUUAGUUUGUUUAUCAAGAGAUGACAUUAAUAUCUGAGACAGCUAUCUAUACCACUGGUUGGACACUUAUGUGAACGUAUUUAUUAUAAAUGUGUGAUUUUUGCUUUUUUAGUAAUAAAUAUUUUUAAAGACG